GGAUGAAGGGUGACAGCAGAAAUACCGUGUUUGAAGGGAAACAGACAGCCGUCCUGCGGGUGGAUGUCAGCGUGUGUUCGGUGUCGCCCAGGGCCGUGUAGCGGGCCAGGCAGGGCCGUGUAGCGGGCCAGGCAGCGCCGGCUGGCGGGGCGGGCAGAGCCGCUCCGGGGUUCAGACUCUGGCAGCCUCCAUAGAUCCAGUCAGAUUGGCCUGUCAUUCCCUCCAACCCAACGAAGAUGGCUCCCACUCUGGCCACAGCGUUCUCCCGUCGCUGGUGGAUGGCUGUCACAGCAGUCAUUGAAAAUCUGCUUUUCUCUGCUGUGCUGCUUGGCUGGUCGUCUCUGCUGAUCAUGCUUAAAUCUGAGGGCUUCUACUCUUUCCUGUGCAAAACACCAGGGAACAGUUCCAGUCUCAACAUCUCCAAUGCGUCCAUCUCUGGGGAUGAAAGCAAAGAGGAGUACCUACUGAUCAACAACUGGCCCAUCUGCAAGGACCAGGAUGAGAUGCUUAACCUGGCGUUCACUGUGGGCUCCUUUCUGCUGUCAGCCAUAACUCUGCCCUUGGGUAUUGUCAUGGAUAAAUACGGGCCACGAAAGUUACGGCUUCUAGGAAGUGCCUGCUUUGCUCUCUCCUGCCUUCUCAUCGCAUAUGGUGCCAGAGAUCCUUAUAAUCUGUCUAUGCUGAUCUUCUUCGCACUGGCGUUAAAUGGGUUUGGAGGCAUGUGCAUGACCUUCACCUCUCUGACCCUGCCCAACAUGUUUGGUGACCUGAGGUCAACCUUCAUUGCUCUGAUGAUUGGAUCCUAUGCUUCCUCUGCUGUCACUUUCCCUGGCAUCAAGGUGGUUUAUGAUCUGGGAGCUACCUUCAUCUCCAUUCUGCUGGUUUGGGCCAGCUGUGCCUGCCUUGUCUUCCUAAACUGUUUUGUCAACUGGCCUCUUGAGCCUUUUCCAGGCCCAGAAGAUAUGGACUUCACAGUGAAGAUCAAGUUCAGCUGGCUGGGUUUUGACCACAAGAUCACAGGAAAGCAGUUCUACCGGCAGGUCACCACAGUGGGCCGUCGUCUCAGCGUAGGCCACUCAAUAAAGCAGUCACACCAGCCACCCAAAGAUCUGGCUGCACAGGACGCCAGCAAGCUGUGCCUGUCCACCGUUGAUCUGGAGGUUAAGUGCAAAGGCGAGGACAAGACUCAGUCUUUCAUGAAGAGUAUCAUCAGUCCCAUCUUCUUGCUGAGUCUAAUCACCAUGUGUGUGACUCAGCUGCGGCUCAUCUUUUACAUGGGAGCGAUGAACACCAUCCUGGAGUCACUCACAGAUGGAGACCUGAACACAGUGGAAAGGAUGCAAGUGGUGAGUAUCUACACCUCCAUCUUCGGUGUGCUCCAGCUUCUGUGUCUGGUCACCUCUCCUGUGAUUGGCUAUGUCAUGGAUUGGAGACUCAAAGAUUGUGAAGAUGAGAAUGAUAAAAGCAUUAAAAGGGAGCCUGGUCAGCCCCGUCGCCCUGACAAACAAAUCCAGAAGAUUGUAAAUGCAACAAGAGCCUUCAUCUUUACCAAUCUUCUCCUAGUUGGCUUUGGAGGGACCUGCCUCAUCCCCAACCUGCCACUUCAAAUCCUGUCUUUUAUCCUCCACACCAUUGUGAGAGGUUUCAUCCACUCUGCUGUCGGAGGCCUGUACGCAGCUGUGUACCCGUCCUCUCAGUUUGGCAGUUUGACAGGCAUGCAGUCUCUGAUCAGCGCGCUGUUCGCCCUGCUCCAGCAGCCUCUCUUCAUGGCCAUGGUGGGGCCGCUGGAAGGAGACCCACUAUGGGUGAAUGUGGGGCUGUUGGUGCUCAGCAUGCUGGGAUUCUGCUUGCCCUGCUACCUUCUGUGCCACAGUCGCCACCUUCAACGCCUCAGAGAUGAGGACGAGGAUCCCAAGAUCUAUGUCAAGAUAAACAACAGCAGCACGCUUGAGGCCGGUGUAUAAACCAAAAACAAGUGUUUUUGGUUUACACGUGACAAGCUACACUAAAGAAAUGAGGAGUGUGGCAGAGCACGUUAGCCUGUGUGACUCGUGUGGUAACAUUGAUUCACUCAAAGACUGCAGCAUCUGCAUCUAAGACUGACACAUCUCAUAUAUUCAUAUAUGUGUAAACACUGUGAUAUCCAGUUCAACCCACUCUGAUGCUUUGUGGAAAAAGCUGACAAACACACACACACACACACACACACACACACACACACACACACACACACACACACACACACACACACAUAUAUAAGCCACACAUGAACUCACCCCUUGACUGCACCUUGAAACUUGGAUGAAACUGGCCAGAGGGAGAAAAAAUAAGUUAUGGUGGACUCUGCACAGUUCCAUAAAUGACUCAUCUUCUUCACAUUUCACUAUAUAUUUCAUCACAUAUAUUUUUCACUUGUCAUGUUUAUGCAGAAAAAGUGCAUGCGCAAAUACACACACACACACACACACACACACACACACACACACACACACACACACACCCUUGGUCCUGUCAUUUCUGAGCGUGCUGCACCAGCAGCAGCUCAGACUUAAACCCAACAGCACACACACAUUGAUAAGUUACUCGGAAAAGCCCUUCAGUGUGUUUUAAAUAAUGCAGUGUGAUAGAGGAGAUAUUGGUGUUGGACAACACUGCAUGAUAUAAACCAAAACCAACCAAACUAGAGUACUAGCUUUUCCAUUUACUUUUAGUAUAAUGCCAGCUGUAUUGUUAAAUUAUAAUCUGAUAAUAUGAUGGAGAAAAUGUGUUUAGAAUGGGAGAACAGGUAAAAGUGGUGUCAUUACACACAUGAAAUGGGAUGUUUUAUUUAUUUCAGCAAUAAUAGGUUCUGUGAAGCACUGGACAUAUUCACAGGUGUGUGUUUUAUAGGGUUGGAUUGUAUUCCUAAAUGAUCUAAGGUGCUUGCUGAAUCACAGAAAUAUGUGGUUUACAUUUUGAUUUAAGGGGCAGCUGUGGUUGUGUCACUUCAAACCAGCAAAUUUCCAUCAAUAAUUCUCUUUUUUUUUGUUACCAAGUUAAUUCCAAAGAAUCAGUAUAAUUUCAUGGUAGAUCUGUUCUUGUGUCUUGUCACUUUUAUGGUGAAUCAAAGCAGAUUCACAGCAGCAACUUGGGGAAACAUUGAAUACACUUCUUACAGACAACAAAGGAGAAGGAGAAUGAUACAGAUGAUUGAACCAGAUCUUGAUAAAAAAGCUUCCAGAGAUGGUCACUGCCCCCCAUAGAGAUUCAUUAGGCGAUAUAAGGAGUGGAUCAAGACAGUCCAUAUCUCUCCCUCUCAUCCACCCAUCUGUCCCCACACGUCUUGACAAGGGUGGGGCUGGGUUCUUUUAAUCUCAAUCGCUGUUUAAAAAAAAACAAAAGCAAGUACCAUCCGUUGUUUAUGUGUUUCUUCUCUUUAUUCUUCAGCUGCAUUCUUCUCUUUGUCUCGAGUUAUGCUGCUGACCGUUUGCCAAGAACAAAACAUUUGCAUUACCACCACCUGGUGGUUGGCUGUGCUUUUUUCUUCAGUCAAAAGGUUCUUGUACGGCUAGACACGCCGGCUGAAGGGGCCCGGGAGACGGCCAGCCCUUUAGAUGUUCCUGUGUGCUAAUCUCCAUGAACCCCAGCUAGUGGAAGUUCUCCUCUACCUUCCUGAGAGCUGAGAGCUGAGAGACAAGCCCCUGCUGCGCUCAGACCAUCCCAGUGACCCCCCAGUCUGUCCUCCAGCAGGAGGGCCCCCCUUAUGAGCUGGUCCAGGUCCUGGUCCUGGUCCUGGUCUAGGUUUCUUCCUCCUAAAGGGGAGUUUUUCUUGCCACUGUUUGGCUUAAGGUUUUUCCCCCACUAGGGAGUUUUUACCUGCCAUUGUUUAUGUAAUGAUUGCUCGGGGGUUUAUGUCCUGGGUCUCUGGAAAGCGCCUAGAGACAACUUUGUUGUUGUUUGUUGUAUUUGACGCUAUAUAAAUAAAAUAGAAUUGAAUGUGUUCAGUGAGAGAUGAAUGGCACAUGAUGCACUUUACACCUCAGUUGUUUAUUUGAGAACAGCCAGCCCCCUCAGUGUUAUAUACACAGUUUCUUGGCGUCCUGCUCAUAAUACAAACAGCAUAGACUCUCAGUUUAGGAUGUAAUUUAAUUCAGAACAUAGGAAUGAAAAAAAUAUAUAUAUUUUUUUUUAUACAUACAGUAGGCUAUAAAAAAAUGUUGCUUCCCAUGCUUUCAUGUGGCCUUUAUGUGCACAGAUAGUGGGGCGGAGUCUUGUCUCUCAGUUCAAGAAGCUUUAUAAGACAUCAUUUGCAACAGAAUCAUAAGUACAUUCAAACGUUUGUUAAAAAAAAGUAAAAAAACAAACAUUUAAAAUGAAUAAAUUGUUGAAUUACAAAUAUGAAGAAACCUUUGGGGAAAAAAAAGUUUCACUUGUAAUUAAAACGUUUUAGUACAGUUUUUUUUCAUUCCCAUGUUGUUAGUUUGAAUGCAAACAUUGCAAAUAAGCUUAAAGUAAUACAUCUCAAUAAAUGUCCUGAGCUAAGUCCAGGAGUCAAAUCUAGGCUUUUCUAUGAUAAACCUACAGAGACAGCACACAGAAAAUCAUUGCACUCGGCAAAAAUGCACCAUAGUGUGUUUUUUAGAAAUUAAUGAAUUAAAAUGUAAUUGCUGUGCAUCAAUAAUCGCUUACAAAUAGUUUUGGAUUCACAGUUGUCAUUUAUAUUUAUUGAGGAACCAAUUUUUCUGCAUGGAGUGUCUUACGGGAUGCUUUUGUGUCCUUCAAUUCAAAUCAGUUGGUCUUGGUGAUAACAGACAGGCAUUGCCAGAAGCAGCUAAAAGUUGAUUUUGUUCUUCUUACUGUUACUAUUUAAUUAUUGUUUUGCUUGGUCACUCAUCCUAAAGUCAUUUUCAGUAGCAGUGUAUCCAUAUUAUUUAAUGGACAGAUGUUUUACAUUUAAUACUGAGUCUGGGUUGAAUGAGUAAUCAGUCAGCACUUUCUUUCACUGGAGUAAAUGAAAUGACUCCUACUUCCCUCCCUCCCUAACCUCUACCAGGACAGCUACGCUAGUGGAGUGUGCUUUAGUAAUUGCAAUAUCAGUCAACUGCUUGUUUCCGGAUAUUGUUAUUCUUAUGUUACUGUUGGCUUGCAGUUUUUGUUUGUUAUGCAACAACAGGAAGGGGGUUUAAGCUGAAGUGUGGACACUUGGUUUCUUUCACUUGGCUUUACAUUUUUUAUCAUUAUUAUUAAUUAUUAUUAUUAUUAUUAUUUUAUUAUUUUCAACAUACAGUGCUCUACUUUAGGUUUGAUGUUGUUUAUUGAGUUUUAAAAAAGUUGAUUUUAACAAAAAUGUGCAUUUCCAUGGUCUUAUAUAAUUGUGUUUCUUUUAUCUGUAAUCCAGUUUAGCUAUUGUUUUUUUUAAGAUAGAAAAGAAAGAAUGAAAAAAGACAUCAAUACCUGAAAUGAAAUAAACACCUUUCUAUAA
Molecule: messenger RNA, 5461 nt
Organism: Cololabis saira (Pacific saury)
Lineage: Eukaryota; Metazoa; Chordata; Actinopteri; Beloniformes; Belonidae
Product: large neutral amino acids transporter small subunit 4-like
Exons: 15
Coding region: 237-1964 (575 amino acids)
Biological process (GO): neutral amino acid transport; transmembrane transport
Molecular function (GO): neutral L-amino acid transmembrane transporter activity; L-amino acid transmembrane transporter activity
Source: RefSeq, a predicted model, not a curated record